CAGGAAGGAAGGAGAAUGAAGAAUAAUUGUAGCCCAAGAUCAAAUUGGAAAGAAGAAGAUCAUAAGAGAAACAGAGCAAGUAAUGGAAGCCGAAGUGACAGCAUGGAAAGCACAAGCACAAGCGGCGGCGGAGGAGGAGGAGGAGGACACUUGAAACCUCACACGGGUGGGGAUAUUAGAUGGGAUGCCAUUAACAUGGUUUGUAGAGAAUCUGUUGCGGCGAUUGGUCUUAGCCAUUUCAGGCUUCUGAAACGUCUAGGAUAUGGAGAUAUUGGUAGUGUUUAUCUUGUCGAAUUGAGAGGGACCAACACCUUUUUUGCUAUGAAAGUGAUGGAUAGAGCAUCUCUUGUUAGUAGAAAUAAACUUCUUAGAGCUCAAACCGAAAGGGAGAUUCUAGGUCUUCUUGAUCAUCCAUUUCUUCCUACUUUAUACACUUACUUCGAAACUGAAAAAUUCUAUUGCUUGGUCAUGGAGUUUUGCAGUGGCGGUAAUCUUCAUACCCUUCGUCAAAAACAACCCAAUAAAUACUUUUCAGAAGAAGCUGCCAGGUUUUACGCAUCAGAGAUACUAUUGGCACUCGAAUAUCUACACAUGUUAGGCGUUGUCUACAGAGAUCUAAAACCAGAAAACGUACUCGUUAGAGACGAAGGUCACAUCAUGCUCUCCGAUUUCGAUCUCUCCCUCCAAUGCUCUGUCAGCCCAACCUUAGUCAAAUCCAACAACGGCUCCGGAGCCGGGAUUCUAGAAGAAGAAACCGCCGUACAAGGUUGUAUCCAACCAACCUCAACGUUUUUCCCACGAAUCCUAACUUCCAAGAAGAAUCGCAAAUCAAAAUCCGAUUUUGGUCUCUUCGUAGGCGGUUCUCUUCCCGAACUAAUGGCCGAGCCUACAAACGUAAGAUCAAUGUCAUUCGUCGGUACCCACGAGUAUCUAGCGCCGGAAAUAGUUCGAGGAGAAGGUCAUGGCAGCGCAGUUGAUUGGUGGACGUUUGGAAUUUUCCUUUACGAGCUUUUGCUUGGGACGACUCCUUUUAAAGGUGCGGGUAACCGGGCGACGCUUGUGAAUGUUGUCGGACAGCCGUUGAAGUUUCCUGAUUCGCCGCAGGUGAGUGCGAAUGCGAGAGAUUUGAUUAAAGGUCUGUUGGUUAAGGAACCGCAGAAAAGAAUCGCGUAUAGAAGAGGAGCGACGGAGAUUAAGCAACAUCCUUUUUUUGAAGGGGUGACUUGGGCGCUUGUGAGGAGCGCUGUGCCGCCGAUCGUGCCGGAGCCGGUUGAUUUUACGGUUUAUGCUAAUCGGGACGCUACUCAUGGAGAGAAGAACUUGCCGGAAAGUGGUGGAGGUGGUGGUGAGAAAAUUAAUGACUCUUCUUCUUCUUCAAAGCAAGAAGAAGAUUUUGAUUACUUUUAA
Molecule: messenger RNA, 1407 nt
Organism: Impatiens glandulifera
Lineage: Eukaryota; Viridiplantae; Streptophyta; Magnoliopsida; Ericales; Balsaminaceae
Product: serine/threonine-protein kinase AGC1-7-like
Exons: 1
Coding region: 16-1407 (463 amino acids)
Biological process (GO): protein phosphorylation
Cellular component (GO): nucleus; plasma membrane; cytoplasm
Molecular function (GO): ATP binding; protein serine/threonine kinase activity
Source: RefSeq, a predicted model, not a curated record